Sipha flava (yellow sugarcane aphid) is the source of this 3076-nucleotide messenger RNA. Its product is annotated as heterogeneous nuclear ribonucleoprotein C-like 3. Gene Ontology annotation, molecular function: RNA binding. The transcript has 10 exons. The record is from RefSeq and is a predicted model, not a curated record. Lineage: Eukaryota; Metazoa; Arthropoda; Insecta; Hemiptera; Aphididae. Gene Ontology annotation, cellular component: nucleus. Bases 72 to 1262 code for a protein of 396 amino acids.
CGCUUCCACGGCCAAAUCGUCGGGUGGUCGUGGUCGGCUGGCGCGCGGCGUGUCUCGCAUGUGUUCAGUACAUGGACGCUGUUUGCCCGACGAGAAACACUCGCACCCGACGACCGUCAAACAUGAAGAUGAGCAAAGUGGGCAACCAAACCAACUCGCAAGAUCCGCAGGCAGUAAAUUCUCGGGUGUUCGUGGGAAAUCUCAACACAUUUCAAUGUAGUAAAACCGACGUCGAACGAAUGUUUCAGCGAUAUGGUCGUCUAGUGGGUAUAUCGAUGCACAAAGGAUUUGCUUUCGUUCAGUUUACUAAUCCCUUUGACGCUCGCAGCGCUUGUGUCGGAGAAGAUGCGAGGACAGUUUUGGGACAGACACUGGACGUUAACCUAGUGGCCGAACCGAAACCACAUCAGACCGGUAGGAAAAGGCAAAACUUAUCAAAAACCGGAAACGACUGGGAAUAUUAUUACAACAGCUACUACGCAGCCUCGUCGUCGCCGUUGCUCUCGGCAGCCGCGGCGGUCAACAACUGCGGCGGCGGCGGUGCCAAGUCUUCGAAACGUCAGAAAGUCAGCCACGCGUUCUCGGCGAAGGGCGGCCGAAGUCAGAACGGGGGCGGCGGUGGAGGUCAACCGACCGCCGGUCAAGGGAUGCAACAGCCGCAUCACGCCAUCGUGCCGGACCAGCUGAAACUCUACAGCAAUCCAGACAUACUGAUAUGCGGCAACUGUCGAGAGAUGUUCACCGAGCUGCAAGGCCUGUUGGAUCACAAGAAGGAAUACUGCAAGCUUAGAUUCACCUGCAAAUGUAACAACUCGAUCAAGCCAAAUGUCAACAAUAAUAACAAAUGGCCGGGAAACUUGAACGACGGCUGCGUGUCCCUGAUGUGCGUCCAGUGCAAGGAAUCGUUUGACAGCGCCUGGGACCUCAUGGUACACGCGCAAGCGGCUCAUAUGAUGAACGUCUAUCAGUUGGCCACCAGGGACCAGGUGACGGCUUCGCCCGUGGGCACAGAAUCGGAAAACGGAUCGACGUGUUCCGUGGGCGCUCAGGUGAACAUCGAUGAGGACGCGAACGGGUCGGCGGACGAGUCGCUGAACGAUCGCAACGAGUACGAGCCGGCCGACAACGAUCGCGCGCCCGACGACACGGUGGCGCUCAGGUUCGGAGACAAGGAAGAGCUGGCGGACGGCGCGCCGAUGGCUUCGUCCUGUCAGACGUGCCUCAUCCAGCAGCCCAUGCACGCGCUCAUGGGCGUACACUGAACGCAUCGUCGUAGUUUUAUUGUAUAAUAAUAAUAAUAACAAUAUUAUACCGUUAUUAUAAUUAUUAUUGUUACUAGUAUUGUGUACGACACGUUCGCAUUUAACGUUUAGAUCCGCUUCUCGAACUAACACCGCCCGAAUAAUGGUACAGCUUCCGCAUCGUCGUCUCGACCGGGAACACGACGUCCGUCUGUUGGUCAAUCGUCGAACGCGUGUUCCGUCCGCCGCAACUGUUGCACUGCACGGAAAAACGCAUCGCGAUUUCAAUAUUCCGUUCGAAAACUACAUUAUUCCGUUGUAUCCGUUAACGUAAUAUUGUUGUCGUACGAUAUUCUACAAACACCGACAUUGAUUGAUCAGAUUCCGUUGGAAAAUAUAAUUUUUAUGAUGUGCACCUACUUGCCGUGCGGAAGUUGUAUCAUGCAUACACAAAUGUAAUGUAUUCCUUUAGAACCUUGUAAAUGUUUUUUUUUUUUUUUUAUGGUUUCGUUUUUUUAAAUUUAAACGGUUUACCGAUGCACCGUAAAACUAUGAAAAUUCUACGUUGUACACAUUGUUUUCGUUUGUAGAGUGAACGUCAAAUGUACAUAACUGUAUACUGUAAUAUCAUUUAAUAUCAUGGCGUUCGCGUGAACACACAGUACAUAUCACUAUACGUAAAGAAAAAAUCGAUAGUUAUAUUAAAAAAAACAUUAUAUGUGCUUAAAACCCGUAUCGGACGAUUUUCGACGCAGCCUGCGGUUGUUCUUAGUCUCCCCCUCCCAUCACCACGAUUAUUGUCUAUCUAUUCGGCUUGUCCAAAUGUUUUUCCUUUACGGUCAUCAACAUGCAUGUUGACGGUGGCUUAAACCGUCCGUCCGUCUCAUGCCUUGGCGGUGAUGUUAUUUCGGUAAUAUAUUAGUUGUUGCACGAAUCGACACCAACAGAAAUUGACUACAAACCAGUAAUCCUUUAGCCGGUUGCAAAUGUUAACUUGACACGCAGUAAAACAGAUUGGAUAAAAAACAAAACUCAUUGCAUACAAAUAUUUUAUGAAUAAACAUAUAGACUUGAUGAUUUAUUGGGAAAAUGGCUGCCACAUUUUUGUGUUCCGCGCGUAUAAAUUAUUGUUAUCGGUUUGCAGCCACCAGCGUAUGCAUACAUCGCUUAAUGCCUAAUACAGAACAAUAACGACCGUUGAACCAUUGUUAUUUCAUGCCGAUUUCCUGUCGAAAAAUAAACGUUCGAUCAAAGUUAAGCCAUCCCAUUGUUGUGCUAUACGUUCGGUGAGCUCUCGACGGCGUGCCGAGGAUUCGAUUCGAUCAGUUGGUCGGCGACCAAACGAAGAAAUGUCCAAAGCCGAUUCGCACGUAAAAAUAUUCACAAUAAUACGUUAUACGUUGUUGUUGUGAAUAGAAAAUAUGACCAUCCGUACGUCAUAUUUCCACUAGUCGUGGUGUCGAAUAGGAUUCCGGCAGAUUUUUACCGAUUUUUCACGAAUAGUGUCAGUAAAUCGAAACGUUAAAUUUGUUUUCCGAGUUCGAGAAAACAGUCCCCGUGUCUGAUCUCUUCGUACACUUACGCAUCUUGGGAAAAAGCCCGGUCUCGCAAAUCACAGUGCUAGGAAACACCGUAAUCUCCGUAGAGGUAUUCGUUCAGAUACUGGCCAAAGGAAAACAAUAAUAACCGCAGUGCAUCCCUUAUCCGUACCCUGUAACCGAUAGUACACAUAACGCGUGAAAAAAAAAAAAAAAAAUACAAAUCAAAAUAUAUUUCGGUGUUCACUCGACUAGCAUAUACUAUACGCGUUAAUAAUAAUAAUAUUUUAGUGAAAA